Lathyrus oleraceus (garden pea) is the source of this 4116-nucleotide messenger RNA. RefSeq names its product pentatricopeptide repeat-containing protein At1g71210, mitochondrial. Lineage: Eukaryota; Viridiplantae; Streptophyta; Magnoliopsida; Fabales; Fabaceae. The record is from RefSeq and is a predicted model, not a curated record. Gene Ontology annotation, molecular function: protein binding; mRNA binding.
CUUCAAAUUUACAAUCUUUCUUCUUAAACCUUCACUAUAAUAAAACCUAAUUUCCAAAACCCGACCCUACCGAAACAUUCCCAAGUGCAGUUUUUAGCAUCAUCAAAAACUACAUGUUUCAUAGAUUUCAAUUUCGAUCUCAAUUUCCAUAGCACAAAAAGGAGUUUUUAGUACUUUUGUGUUUUUUUUGAGUUCGAAACAUGGUUUGAAUCAACCAGGUCAAUGAAGAGUAACAAAAACAACAGAAGCAAUUUCACAAACAGUUGGUAGACACAAAAAUUAACGUUUGUUUUUGUUCCUCUUCAGCAUGCUACCAUUGAAACAUGUAGUAACCAAACACAAACACAAAUUCAAACUCAAAUCCGUCUUUUCAUCUUCCAAUUCAAUUCUCAAUCAAAUUCAUAACACUCACUAUGCAUCACUUUCUUCACCAACAACACCUUCGUUUUCCGUUACCCAAAACGACGUCGCUUCCACCUUCAAAACGUGGUUUCAAAUCCACCACCAUUCCAAAGACCCACUCACCAUUCGAAUCUACCAGAUUCUCUCUUCCGGUGACGAUUUCUCACCUUCUCUCUCCUCCCUUUCGCUUCCUCUAUCUGAACCCUUUGUCCUUCGUGUCCUCCGUCACGGCGGCGACAAUAAUGAGAUUCUCUCGUGUCUCAAGUUCUUCGAUUGGGCUGGUCGUCAACCUCGUUUCAACCAUACACGAGCUACUUUCGUUGCCAUUUUCCGUAUCCUGACCCGGGCUAGCCAUGUGCCGUUGGUUCUUGAGUUCCUUCAAACGUUCCGGAAGCGUGUUUUCUCUCAUCGGGUUCGUUUUGAUGAUACCCUUGUUGUUGGUUAUGCUAUUGCUGGUAAACCUGAAGUUGCACUCCAUGUGUUUGGGAAAAUGCGUUUUCAGGGGCUUGACUUGGAUGGGUUUUCUUAUCAUAUUCUACUCAAUGCUCUUGCUGAGGAGGAUUAUUUUAAUGCUUUUAGUAUUGUUCUUAGUCAGAUUCGAAUGAAGGGCUAUGCGACUAGUGUUACGGAUGCUAUUGUUGUUAAGUUUUUGUGUAAGCAGGGUAAGUUGGAUGAGGCUGAAGAUUAUCUCAACUGUUUGUUGGGGAGUGGGAAAGAGCUGCAUGGUUCUGAGGUGAGUUUUCUUGUUGGUUCGUUGUGUGAGAAUAAUAGGUUUGACCAUGCUGUUGAGUUGGUCAAGGAGUUUGGGGACUUGGGGUUGGCUCCUUUGGAGCAAGCUUAUGGUGUUUGUGUAAAGGGUCUUGUGAAGGGUGGUAGGUUGGACGAGGCUUUAGAGUUUUUUAGGCAGAAGAGAGAUUCUGAAGGGUAUGUUCCUGGUUCUCCUAGGUAUAACAUGUUGAUUUGUAGGCUUUUGAGGGAGAGCCGGCUUCAUGAUGUCUAUGGUUUGUUGAUGGAUAUGAAUGAGUCUUGUAUUCCACCUGAUAUGGUUACCAUGAAUGCUGUCUUGUGCUUCUUUUGCAAAGCUGGGAUGGUGAAUGUCGCCCUCCAAUUGUACAAUUCCAGGUCACAGUUUGGAUUGAAUCCGAAUCAAAUGGCUUACAAGUAUUUGAUACUUACUCUGUGUUGGGAUGGGAGUGUUAAGGAGGCAUACAGUGUGCUCAAAAGUUCUCUCAGUAAUGGGUUUUUUCCUGAUAGACGAGCCUUUACCACAAUUGUCCAUGCUUUGUGUAGAGAGUGCAAGGUUGAUGAGGUGAAGGAGUUGAUCCAUCUUGCCUUGGAGCGGGAUUUCACGCCGAGCGCUGUCACAUAUGACAAGUUUAUAUCGGCUUUGUGCCGAUCUGGAAGAGUGGAAGACGGUUAUUUGGUGCAUGGGGAGCUUAACAAUGCCACUGCUAGAUUCUCCUACUCUAAGAUGAUUAGGAGUUUUAUUAAGUCAAAUAGGGCAGACAUUGGUGCUCGUCUUCUUGUUGAAAUGAAAGAGAAGGAUUUUGUACUAACACGGACCUCAUGCAGAGCUGUUAUAUGCAGUUUACUUCAUAUGGAUAAUCCAGUAUCACGUGUUUUCAAUUUAUUAGACAUGCUGACUCAUGGUAAACCUGAUGUUCAGAUUUUCAACUUUUUCAUUGACGGAGCUGGGCAUGCCAAUAAGACAGAGUUGGCCAGGAAUGUAUAUGAGUUGAUGAUAAGAAAUAACAUUGUGCCGAAUAUUGUUUCUCAAAUUCUUGUGUUGAAUAGUUUCUUGAAAAGUGGAAUGAUUUUUGAUGCUUUGAAUUUCUUUAAUAGUCUCCGACGUCAGGGUGUGGUCAAUCGAAAAUUAUAUAAUUGCAUGAUUAUUGGUCUCUGCAAGGCUAAUAAGGCUGACAUUGCACAUGAUAUCUUAUUUGAAAUGUUAAACACUCAAUUAAACCCAAGCAUCGAAUGCUAUGAGAGUCUUGUGCAGGCGCUUUGCUCAUUGAAAAGAUAUCAUGAAGCGAUAAAUCUCGUUCACGUGUAUAUGAAAAUGGGACGUCGAUUAACUUCUUUUCUUGGCAACGUACUUCUUUUUCACUCUCUGAUAUCGCCGGAUGUCUAUGAUACAUGUGUUCAUUUAAGAUGUGCAACAGAGGGAGAAAGUUCUCCUAUUUCUACACUGAACUUUGUCAUUGGUGCAUUUUCUGGUUGUCUAAGAGUAAACCAUUCUAUUGAGGAAUUGGAGGAAUUAAUAGCGAUGUGCUUUCCGCUUGACAUUUACACCUACAAUCUUCUGCUGAGAAGAGUAACCAAUUAUGAUAUGGAUCAAGCUUGUGAGUUGUUUAAUAGGAUACGUCAAAGAGGUUAUGAGCCUAAUGGUUGGACUUAUGAUAUUAUGGUGCAUGGUUUCUCAAAUCAUGGGAGAAAUGACGAGGCUAAGCACUGGAUCGAAAAAAUGCACGAAAAGGGAUUUUAUCCAACAGAGAAUACUAGAAGAAAUUCGCGCUUAGUGUCAGUCACUACUCAUUUGAUGUGUUUGAUUUUUCUAUUGAUUGUCUAUUUGAGUAGUUUUGCAGAAUUAGAGAGGACAUUUAUAAAUACGGGAUUAUUGUUCUCACUUAUUUUACAUAUGUUUUGUACUACACUGGAUUUUGCUAUCACCACUAGAUGGGUUAUUCACGAGGAAAUUGAUAGAAUGCCUAUGUCUCAGUGUUAUCAACUGCAGAUGGCGGUCCAUGGCAGAAGGCCAAAAAAAACUCAGCUAAUUUAGACCGCCAUAAAAUGCCAUGGUCGCCGUAGCCUAUAUUUUACAACACAACUCUAUCCUCUCUCUCUCUGUAAUCAUCUGCCAUGAUAGAAUAUCCUGUGUUUGAUGCACUUAAAACCUCAGCAAGUUGAGAAAUUUGGACUUCUCAUUUCAUAAAGGGUUGGGAGUUUCAUUCCAGCCUCGUAUUGGCCACUGGCAUCUGUCAUUGCAACAGAAAUAUUAUAGUUAACUAAGUUAUAAGGGUCUUAAUUCUUACAUCAACCUUGCAAUUUGCACCAAAAUUGUUGUUAUUUUGUAUUACUUCUUAUUGACAUUUGAUGAUUUGAUCAAUGUUAACCUCAGUCUUAUUGAUUUAUGUCAAAAUCUGGCACCAAAUCUAUUAAUCUCUGGAUUUUUGCAUUACAUACAUACAACACAAUAGUAUUCGAGUUCCCUCUAAUCACUUGGUGUUUUUCUGACACUAAUGUGAAAUGUUUUGGCAUGUAAACUUUUCCUGGUUUGGAGUAUCCACACACAAGCAACAUCAAUUUGAGGUACAGAUGAAGUCAUUAAGUUGUUUGGAUGAUGUAAUCUGCACCCUAUUGUUUUGACUUAUAGCAGGUUAGAUUGCAUAUUUGCAAGGGAGAAUCAUGGAAAUGUAAUCUACACCCUGUUGUCUGGUACAAGCUGAGCAUUAGAGCUUAUCAUUUAUUAUGAUUUGUGUUUUGUAGGAUAAGAGGUAAUAUGAGUUAUAUUUGAUACAUAACACUUAUUACUUUUUCUAUAUAACAUUCUAGACACUUCUUGAUUUUCAAGGGAAGCCAGUGAUUGUGGUAUGGGAAGCUAAAAAAAACAUACCAUCUUUGACUGUUAUCCUAAUUUAUCAUAACCGCUGUCUUUUAUGUAAUUGACUUGUAUUGAUUUGGAAUAACAAUGUCAAGUGGGAAAAUGCUUGAACC